Molecule: messenger RNA, 2736 nt
Organism: Mytilus trossulus (common blue mussel)
Lineage: Eukaryota; Metazoa; Mollusca; Bivalvia; Mytilida; Mytilidae
Product: toll-like receptor 4
Exons: 2
Coding region: 35-2581 (848 amino acids)
Biological process (GO): immune response; inflammatory response; toll-like receptor signaling pathway
Cellular component (GO): plasma membrane
Molecular function (GO): transmembrane signaling receptor activity; protein binding
Source: RefSeq, a predicted model, not a curated record
GCAAAGGUGUGUAUAAAUUCUGUUCAAAAUCGCCAUGUUGUAUUCAAGAGGUAGUAAUCAAACAACGAGUAUGUUGCCGCUGUUAUUAUUUAUCACAUGUGUUCACGUUGUUAAUUGUCAACGCUGUAAAAUCAUUUACGGCAGUUUCAAAACAGCCGAUUGUCGUAGACUUCAUUUAAGGGAAAUUCCACAAAACCUAUUGGAAGACAUUGAUGCAUUGGACCUUGGUGAAAACAGCUUUGUGACAAUUGCGAAUGAAUCUUUCAGUCGUUAUAGCAACUUAAAAGUUCUAAAACUAGAUACAUGCAACAUAAAAAGCGUAGAGUCAGAAGCAUUUAAGGGUUUGUGGAAGCUUGAAAUCUUAUCAUUGGCUAAUAAUUCUCUCAAUAUAUCAACCAAUGAUGGGUUAUUCAUUUUACGUAACAUACCAAACAUUAUUGACCUUGACUUUAGUUCAAAUAUGGAAAUGGCUGAUAAAACUGGACAUUUGUUGUAUCCAGGAGCGGCAUUUCAACACUUGAAAAGACUACAACACUUGACCAUUGAUCUCUACGGACAUCCUGUUUUUGGACCUGAAUUCAAACAUUUACCUUUAAAGUAUAUCAAGUUCAAGAGCUGUCAUCUUAAAAAUUUAAGAAAUGACACAUUCAAAAACUUUCCAGCUACUUUGUCAGAAAUUCAUUUUUCGAAAUGUCUUUCUAUCCAAACUUCCCAAAUCGGAGUUAAUGUAUUGCAACCGUUUAGCGCGCUUUCUAUUCUUGACUUGUCAUGGACUUGUGUUACUUUAACAAAAGGAUUGGAAUUAAUGUAUCCACUUGUAAACAGAAUAAUGCAUUUGGUAGAUCUAUCACACAUGCUUAAUCCAAGGACAAACAAAUUUGUUAUACCUAAUACCAUCAUCCUGACAGCGGAAAUGAUGAAACAUCUGAACACUAUGUGCAUUCAAAUUCUAAACUUGGCUGAUAACAACAUUGUAGAUAUUCUACCGCGCUCAUUGUUUGGAUCAGAACAUCUGGAAUGCCUUGAACAUCUCGAUUUAUCAGGCAAUCGCUUCGGACUUUCUUCUCUAAAAUUUGAACUACCGUUUAACACUCCUAAACUUUCAAAUCUUAGAGUUUUUGAUUUUUCAUACUUGGCGUUAACAUAUUUGGAUGCAGUUUACAUGCCAACAAAUACCAGUGCGGAUCAAUAUCACUCGCGUACCAAACAGAAAAGGAAACAUGACUAUUGUGAAGGUGAAACUUCCGUCAAUGUAACUAUUCCACCAAAACUCGAAGUAUUGCGUAUAACACAUGUUUUAGGUGCGCCUCCCUUUCCACAAUUAACGCUAAAUAACAUCACUAGUUUACGAUACUUAGAUAUGUCUUAUUACGAUAUCAAGUGCUUUCCUGACAUCUUUUUGUAUAAUCGAGACAUACGGUUGGAAUACUUAGACAUAUCAGGAAUUGAUUGUGAACAUUACUUCAAGAAGAAAAACCUACCUUACUUUCCUGUUCUUAAGGAACUGUACAUGAGGGAUGCACAUUUCUAUCGUGCUAUAGAUAAGAACAUAAAUAUAUUUAAAAAUACUCCAACUUUAGAGCGUUUGGAUUUAGAUUCAAACUAUAUGUUUACUUUGCCAUCAUCAUUCAUAAUGCAUUUGGACCAAUUAAUUCACUUACGACUUUCAGAAAAUCGCCUGAGUCAUAUUCCUACUGCCAUUACAUAUCUGACAAGACUUAAAACGCUAAAUUUGAAAGGGAACAGAAUAUUUACUCUCUACCCUGAGUUUACUUCAUGGCUUGAUGCGCAGCAAGUAAAACUUGGAUGUUUUUCACUGAAGAUACGAAAAAAUGAUUUUUCUUGUUCGUGUGAAAACAGAAAAUUUGUUCGAUGGUUGAAUAGUACGAUGGUACAUUUGGACAAUAAGACUUACUAUUGUCGAUUGAGCAAUGGAUCUUCAAGUAACACUAACACGGUUUUAAUGAAUUACCAUGAUAUAUUUAGUAAUUGCGAUGCUUUCGUCUGGUUACGAGUUGGUGUAAUACUUUUGGUCUCGUUUUUUAUUGUUCUUCUUCCUACUAUAGUAAUAUACAACUUCCGAUGGAGAAUUAUAUUUUUCUGCUACCGGAAGUUUCGAGGAAUUGUGGAGAACAGCUUGAAGUUAAAUUAUGAUUAUGACGUAUUUAUUUCUUACGGAUAUGAUGGAUACACAUGGGUUCUUGAGACUUUAAUGGAGCAACUGGAAACAAAAUGGGGUUUUCGCGUAUGUAUAGAAGAUAAAAAUUUCAUAAGUGGCAGAUCGACAUUUGAACAAAUAGGUAUUGCUAUAAACAGAAGUCGCCAAAUCAUUUUUGUCGUGACUUCCGAUUUUAUGUCUAAACCUUUUGCCGCGUAUGAAAUAGACCGGACAAAAGAAGCGAGAUCAUCACGUUCGCUACAGAAUAUAAUCGUUAUUGCCCUGGAUAUAAACAUUGAAGACAUACCACGAGAAUUACAGUCACUAUGGAGUGAUGUUGUUGUUAUUGAAUGGCCUCGACAUUCGGAUGAUGUUAAUUUGGCUUUAGACAAUUUGAAAACAAGACUUCUGCUGAAUUUUUGAGACACUCUUGAUGCAUGUUCACGUAUUUGGUUUAAAGGGACAGAAUGAGAAAUACUAAAUAAAUUGUAUUGUUCAUGUGUAAGCUGAUACAACAAAAUCAAAGUGUUUAAAUCUUAAAUUUUAACUGCAUGACAUUUAAACAGAGAGCAAUAAUG